CUUUUCUUCCAUUCAUUCUACUUCUCGUUGGCUCGCUCUUUGACUUCGAUGCACCGCGUGGCGCACCGCACUCUCACUGCAUCGUCACUCUACCGACCGUCAUCAUCAUCAUCACCAUCACCAUCAUCAUCCUCAAUAGGAUCAUCAUUGACAGGAUUGCACCGCCGUCCACUCUCCAGCAGAGCCAGCACAAUGUCGUCCCAGUCAACCAGUCGCUCCAAUGCUGCUCCAGCUCCAGCUCCAGCUCAAGUGGCGCCUGUGCUGCCAUUCCUCACCCAAGCCGAAACCACAAAGCUCAAGUUCACAAUGCGACCCGAGCUGCUGAGCCCGGAGCUCGCGUCAAAGUACGUCCACCUGGGUCUGGACGAAGGAACCGCGGCCUUCCUUGAGGAGAGCUACAACCUGUAUGGCUCGAUGGUUCGCCACUACUUUCACUCGCUGGUGAUGGCCGUGCUGCGCCCUGUGCUCUCCAUGACGGGCGUCAACGGUCUCCUGCUCCGUGGCCAGAUGCACGUCGCAUCCACCGAGCAGUUUGCCAAGCUGCUGACACGAUCGUACACGGGCACCACUGCACAGUCAAACUUCCCUGCAAUCACUGCUCCGUCAAGUGCUGCUGGUGCUGAUGCUGAUGCUGUUGGAGGCGCGUCGGGAUCGUCAGUGCACCUCGAUGUUGAUCGCAAUAGCGCUCGUAUUCCGCACUUUGGAACGUUGCUCGACAUUGGUGCCGGCGAUGGCAACGUGACCGCUCGUCUGGCUCCGAUGUUUGCUUCUGUUACCACAACGGAAGCUUCUGCCGUCAUGUCCUGGCGCCUGGCACAGCGUGGCUUUACAUCAAUCAACACACUGGACUUGCACUCGGAUCCGCGUUUGUUGGGUCCUUUUGAUGUCAUUUCGUGCCUGAACGUGCUGGAUCGCUGCGAACGGCCUCGCACACUGCUGCAAGACAUUCGCUCCCGCCUUACCCCCAAGACGGGUCGUGUUAUUUUGGCGAUUGUGUUGCCAUUCCGCCCUUAUGUUGAGUUUGCUUCCACACCAGAAGGACGACAAAACAAACCCGUCGAAACAGUCCAGUUGACUGGCGUUUGCUUCGAGCAGUGGGCAGAGGAGCUGAUCCACCAACUAAUUGAGCCCGCGGGCUUCACCGUGGAGGCCAUGGGACGGUCGCCAUACUUGUGCCACGGCGAUUUGUACCGCAAGUAUUAUGUCUUGGAUGAUUUGUUGCUCGUGUUGCGACCAAGGGAUUGAUUGUUAAGCGCUGGUCGCGUUUUUUGUUGUCGAAUUUUGUCAUGAACAACAAAAGAAUUCUUCAUGCUUA
Capsaspora owczarzaki ATCC 30864 is the source of this 1315-nucleotide messenger RNA. RefSeq names its product DREV methyltransferase. Gene Ontology annotation, molecular function: protein-L-histidine N-pros-methyltransferase activity. Bases 49 to 1245 code for a protein of 398 amino acids. The transcript has 3 exons. Lineage: Eukaryota; Filasterea; Ministeriida; Capsasporidae. The record is from RefSeq and is a predicted model, not a curated record.